Messenger RNA from Priapulus caudatus, 788 nucleotides. RefSeq lists its product as uncharacterized. Lineage: Eukaryota; Metazoa; Priapulida; Priapulimorpha; Priapulimorphida; Priapulidae. The record is from RefSeq and is a predicted model, not a curated record.
CAGGAAAGAUACUAGUCUCAACCAAGGGUGAAAGUGUAGUAUCGACAUCUGUGCUGGAUGUCUCUGACUUAGAGCCAUGCACACACGAAGAGGCGGACUACCGCAUGAUGCUCCAUUGUGCUCAUGCCUUCAAACACGGAUUGAAAAAGAUCAUGGUACACGCCACAGACACAGACGUACUGGUUCUUGCCAUUGUGGCGACAAUCCAAAUGAGAGGAUGUGAACUAUGGCUAGCCUUUGGCAGUGGUAACACGUUCCGCUACAUUGCUGCUCACACCAUUGCUGAUGCACUUGGUGUUGACUGUUGCAAAGGCUUGUUAUUCAUGCAUGCUGUGUCAGGCUGUGACACAGUCUCAUCAUUCAGCUCUAUCGGAAAGAAAACCACGUGGGAUGUCUGGCGGUCGCUACCCAACCUCACAGCUGUAUUCAUCCGCCUCUCUGACACUCCCGAAGAAGUUACAGAAGCCGACAUGGAGGAGCUGGAAAGAUUUGUUGUCCUUCUUUACAGCCGAACUUCACAAAUCACCACAGUAAACGCAGCAAGAAAGCAACUAUUCUCACAUGGCAAUCGUAAAAUAGAAAACAUCCCACCAUCCCGAGCAGCACUCUACCAGCACGUCAAGCGUGCAUCAUUCCAAGCAGGUCACAUCUGGGCUCAAGCAAUGACGUCGAGUCCUACUCUUCCAAGUCCAUCCAGUUGGGGGUGGAAACUUGAUGACGACGGGCACUGGAUCCCCUUGUGGAGUGUACUUCCAGAAGCAUCAAAGGGAUGCCGUGAACUCGUGUAA